Messenger RNA from Phaeodactylum tricornutum CCAP 1055/1, 807 nucleotides. RefSeq lists its product with no specific name. The record is from RefSeq and is a predicted model, not a curated record. The transcript has a single exon. Lineage: Eukaryota; Bacillariophyta; Bacillariophyceae; Surirellales; Neidiaceae. Bases 1 to 807 code for a protein of 268 amino acids.
AUGGCAUGUCUAGCGGAAGCUACCAGUGAUGACAGUAGCAACAAGAAUAACUCGAGCAGCAGUCCGGAAAAGGAAAAGGUGAUUCCGCGGAGGAACCUCACCCAGGCGUUCGAUGCCUUGUGCAUUGAAGAAGAGCUCGAGAAAGCCACGGACAGCAGCGCCGCUUUACUAUCUCCUUGCUGUGUCACUUCGGGUAAAACUGGAGACGUCUUGAUUUCUCCCACCGGUGUUAUCGGUGCGACUGUUUUUUCUCCGGAACAAGUAAUGAUCGAGGAGACACACGCUGACAGUAGUAUUCUGGCCUUUGACUUGCAUCCUGAGCUCAAGCUAGAACUGUCUAAGGCUUUGGUGAACCGCGUUUCCUUUUACGGAAUUGUCCAUGACAUUAACAAGGAAGCCACAGCCAUGAUGUCGAACGACACCCUUACAGCAUGCCACUCGAACGAUGGUGAAGACAGCCACCCUCUGGUGUUGGCGGCUUUGGAUGGCGUAACUACGAGUGAAGCAGCUACAACCGAAACAGCUGUUUUUGAUUCUUACACUGAAGACUCUGCAAUGAUUGAUGAGGAAGCCUGGUUGCUGCGAACGGUGGCGGUCAGCGAUGCGACGGAGCCUCGCCUGGAGGAUGCCGCAUGCCCGGCGACAUUUUUGCAAGCUAUUGGCGAAAAGGAAUACGAAAAUUCUGUCUCGUCUUUAUCCAAAAAUUCGCGCACACAGCUUUGGAAACCAUCAAGGUCUUGGUGGGAAGCCAAGUCGGGGAAGAAUCCAUGGAUUGAGCCGGUUUCUCACAAUAAGCGAUGGCGGUAA